UGUUGUUCUUCAACUCCGCAGCCCACUCACUGAUCUCAGUCAAAAGGACUUGACAAGAAUCAGUCGCCAGUAAUCAUGGCGGACCCAACUCCCAAAGCAACCGUAGGCCCGCCGACAGACUCUCCUAAGUCAGCAAAAUCCCCGCAGUCGGCCGCCUCACCCGCCAUGCCAGCGUCCGCGACCAGGCCAGCAGCUGCAACACCGCCAGCAGCAACGCCAGCAUCGGUGGCUGGUGCAGGAGCGACGCCGACCCCUCAGUCUCCUUCCGACGUUGCCGAGACCCCGGCCACAAUUGAGAUUGACGAUGGAAUAACUGAUGAUGCCUCGACUAUUGAUGACAGAAUCUCCUCAUACACUGCGUCAUUGUCAUCUUCCAUCGUUGACUACCCUACCGAGUACGGUCGGCGUUAUCAUGCCUUUCGAUCUGGUGCCUAUGUGUUCCCCAAUGAUGAGACUGAAAUGGAAAGACUCGACGUGGUUCACACUUUACUAGUCAAGACCAUUGGAAAUCGACUCUUUCUUGCGCCUAUUGAUGAGCACAAGACUCACCGAAUCCUCGAUGUUGGCACUGGCACUGGAAUCUGGGCCAUCGAAAUGGGUGAUCUGUUUCCAAAUGCAGAGAUCCUUGGAAAUGAUCUGAGUGCUAUUCAGCCACCUUGGGUUCCACCUAAUGUCAAGUUCGAAAUCGACGACGUUGAAAGCGAAUGGAUUGGGGAGGACAAGUACGAUUUCAUCUUCAGCCGUUAUAUGGCUGGCGCCCUAGCUGAUUGGCCGACAUACGUAAGACGAGUCUACGAGAACCUGAAUCCUGGGGGCUGGGCCGAAUUUCAAGACUGGGAUUACAUGCUCUAUUCGGAUGACGGCACAACUGAAGGCACAGAGCUUCUCCGCUGGAUGGGCUACUUCAUGGAAGCUUGCGAAGUCUUAGGCCGUGAUGGACAGGUCGGGCCGAAGUUAGAGAAGCUGGUGAGGGAGAACACCGGACUAAUCAAUAUCGUCCACAAGCCUUUCAAGAUCCCUGCGGGACCUUGGGCCAAAGACCCUCACUUGAAGGAUCUUGGCAUGUGUAACCUCAUUCAAAUGUUGGAUGGCCUGGAGGCUUUCACCCUUAGGCUUCUCUGUGGCGUCCUCGGCUGGACCAAGGAAGAGGUUAUAGUGUUACUGUCGGGAGUACGCAACGAGCUCAAGACUGGAAAAGCUCAUGCUUGGCUACACUACAAUGUUGUAUAUGGCCAAAAGCCAGAAACAGAGGAGAAAUAAUUGUACCUCGAGAGAAAUGAGAGGCACCUGUGAAGCCGCUGGUAACUCCUAUGAUGUAGAUUAGUUGGCCAAAAUUGCCUUUUUAGUCUAGCACAUUGAUUGGUGAUGGAAUGAAAGCAACUUCAAGCACAAAGAACCUGAACAUAUAAGUAGC
Colletotrichum godetiae is the source of this 1414-nucleotide messenger RNA. RefSeq names its product S-adenosyl-L-methionine-dependent methyltransferase. The transcript is spliced from 10 exons. The record is from RefSeq and is a predicted model, not a curated record. Bases 76 to 1260 code for a protein of 394 amino acids. NCBI's taxonomy places the organism in Eukaryota, Fungi, Ascomycota, Sordariomycetes, Glomerellales, Glomerellaceae.